ACUUGGAGCCCUCGCCAAUCGAUGCAGAAGGCUGAAUCGCUGUGGCCCGUUAAAAUCGAACGGAGGAGGUGGCUUCUUCCGGCUGGGUCCAGGAGAUAGCUGUGUAAGUUGAAGGACGUCGGCUGUCGAAUUUGUGGCUUUAACAAGAUUGAAAUAAUGGCAGGUCCAGAAAAUGAUGCCCAAUUCCAGUUCACUGGUAUUAAAAAAUAUUUCAACUCUUAUACUCUCACUGGUAGAAUGAAUUGUGUACUGGCUACAUAUGGAGGCAUUGCUUUGGCUGUCUUAUACUUCAAGCUAAGAUCUAAAAAAACUCCAGCAGUGAAAGCAACAUAAAUGGAUUCUAAAAUGUGUGACCUCAUCUGUUAAGUUCCCAUCCCUGGAGAAGCUAAUGUCAACUCAUCAUGUAAUAUUCAAUUUGUACAAUAAAUUAUGAACCUGGAAAA
Molecule: messenger RNA, 443 nt
Organism: Marmota monax (woodchuck)
Lineage: Eukaryota; Metazoa; Chordata; Mammalia; Rodentia; Sciuridae
Gene: Atp5mk
Product: ATP synthase membrane subunit k
Exons: 4
Coding region: 157-333 (58 amino acids)
Source: RefSeq, a predicted model, not a curated record